UCUCUCUCUCUCUCUCUCUCCAUCCGUGUCUGCUAUAACCACAAUGUUUAGCAAUUUGCAACAUAUAAUAAACUCACCCAUUUACUCUCUCAACCCAAUUUCCUUUCUUUCACCAUCCAUUGCUUUUCCUUCACCCAAACUCAAUGGGUGCCGACGAAGACUAUGACUACUUGUUCAAGCUCGUCCUCAUCGGUGAUUCUGCCGUUGGAAAGUCCAACCUCUUGUCCCGAUUCACGCGAAACGAGUUCAGCUUGGAGACCAAAUCCACAAUCGGCGUCGAAUUCGCCACCCGCAGCGUCCCCGUCGAUAGCAAACUCGUCAAGGCACAAAUCUGGGACACCGCCGGUCAAGAAAGAUAUCGUGCUAUUACAAGUGCAUAUUACCGAGGAGCAGUUGGUGCUUUGGUUGUGUACGAUGUAACUCGACACGUGACGUUUGAGAACGUGGAGAGAUGGUUGAAGGAGCUUCGGGAUCACACAGAAGCCUAUGUUGUGGUGAUGUUGGUGGGAAACAAAGCAGAUCUUCGACAUUUGCGUGCAGUGUCUACUGAAGAAGCCAAAGAAUUUGCAGAAAAAGAGAAGAUAUUCUUCAUGGAAACCUCUGCGCUUGAGUCCUUGAAUGUGGACAGUGCUUUCGUAGAAGUGCUGACUCAGAUAUACAAUGUUGUGAGUAGGAAAACCCUUGACACAGUGGAUGGCUCUCAUUCAACAUCCUUGCCCAAAGGGGAAACCAUUGUUGUUGGAAUCAAAGAUGAUGUCUCAGCUGUUAAAAAAAGUGGAUGCUGUUCCACAUAGUUUGUUUGAGAUACAAAAGGUGUUGAUUAUGCAGUAUAACAUGAUGUUGUGUCCAUCCAUUGUUUUAUUUUGUUCAAUUUUUGGUUGCUCAUAUAUACUAUUCACCUCAACAGCCCUUCAUUUUGGUCAUAAUACAGGUUUUCUAUAUUCAAA
Molecule: messenger RNA, 947 nt
Organism: Vigna unguiculata (cowpea)
Lineage: Eukaryota; Viridiplantae; Streptophyta; Magnoliopsida; Fabales; Fabaceae
Product: ras-related protein RABA1f-like
Molecular function (GO): GTPase activity; GTP binding
Source: RefSeq, a predicted model, not a curated record